Messenger RNA from Cloeon dipterum, 2677 nucleotides. It is a transcript of the gene app, whose product is annotated as Palmitoyltransferase app. Bases 295 to 1710 code for a protein of 471 amino acids. The transcript is spliced from 9 exons. The record is from RefSeq and is a predicted model, not a curated record. Gene Ontology annotation, molecular function: protein-cysteine S-palmitoyltransferase activity. Gene Ontology annotation, biological process: peptidyl-L-cysteine S-palmitoylation; protein targeting to membrane. Gene Ontology annotation, cellular component: Golgi apparatus; endoplasmic reticulum. Lineage: Eukaryota; Metazoa; Arthropoda; Insecta; Ephemeroptera; Baetidae.
CGCAAGUGAGUGGUGUGGUGAGUGGGUAAAGGCGAGUGAGGCGACGACUCGAUUGUUGCAUUCCAUUCCAGAAGACGAGGAAGAGACGUUCAUUUAUUUCGUAAACAAAGAGUGAAAAUUUGCGAAAUGACAGCCUAGAUUAUCAAGAUGGUUAUCUGGCGGGCGAUAAACUGCACGGAGAGCAUGUCGUGGUGCUGUUUCGUGCGCAAGAAAUCGGCCCGAACGCCGCUCGAGUGAUCGAUUGCAGAUUCUGUGCUCGUCCGGUCCAUGUCUACUGCCUGAGAAAAUCUAGCGAUGGCCCCAAGGGUCUCUCGGAAAUGGGAAGUGUUCCAAGGCCGCAACAAGUUUUGCUGCGACGGCCGAAUCAUGAUGGCCCCUCACACUGGUGUCUUCUACGUCACCCUUGGCCUGAUCGUCGGAACCAGCACCCUCUGUUUCGUGUUCGACUGCCCCUUUUUGGCAACGAAUUACACACCCGCUAUCCCAGCAUUUGGUGGACUCCUCUUCAUUUUUGUCGUCUCCGCGCUUCUGAGGACCAGUUUCAGCGAUCCUGGAAUUAUUCCACGGGCCACGCGUGAUGAGGCUUUAGACAUAGAGAGGAGCAUUGAAGUUCCCAACAAUGCUAAUUCUCCAACUUAUCGUCCUCCUCCUCGCACCAAAGAGAUACAAAUCAAGGGCCAGACUGUGAAAUUAAAGUAUUGCUUCACCUGCAAAAUUUUCCGCCCACCAAGAGCUUCGCAUUGUAGCGUUUGUGACAAUUGUGUUGAGCGAUUCGACCACCAUUGCCCAUGGGUCGGGAACUGUGUGGGCAAAAGAAACUAUCGCUACUUUUACCUGUUCAUCGUCUCAUUGGCAUGUCUGUGUGUCUUCAUAUUUUCUUGCUCUAUUACACAUUUAGUUUUACUGACAAGGGAUAAAAAGCAAUUUUUAGAUGCAAUCAAGGAAUCACCAGGAAGUAUUAUUUCGGCUGUCAUUUGUUUCUUUAGUGUGUGGAGUGUGCUUGGCCUGGCUGGAUUCCACACUUACCUCACGUCCACAAAUCAAACAACUAACGAAGAUAUAAAAGGCUCAUUCAGCAAAAGACGAGGCCAAGAGAGCUUUAACCCUUAUAGCCAAGGUAAUUAUUGCACCAACUGCGUGUUUGUCCUGUGUGGACCAGUUCCUCCAAGCCUGAUAGAUAGGAGAGGCGAAGUAUCACCUGAAUACUCUGCAAGUAUCGCUCACAAUGCAGAUGAUGUGAUCAUCGCCAACAGAUCAUAUGGGACUGUGAGAAUAUCGCAGCCAACGAAUGGCAUUAGCCAGUCUGCCAGCAUGGGAAGUGGUCCGAGUGAAGUAGGUGGCUCUACACACAAUUUGGUGCAGCAGAGCAUGACAUCGCCCUCGAUACAUUCCAUUAAUGGUGAUGUGACAGCCCUGUCGACAGUAGUAACCUACACUGAGCCGGGAACAGUAGCCGUGGCAACCAUCGCGCCUACUCUGAUGGCUCCUGUGAACACGCCAACGCCUGUCAGGUACGAGAUGUCUGCCGCGUACAGUGUACAUGAUAUGUCGAGUGGCACCCCAGAGACAACUGUUUUGAGUGCGAGCAGGCUGCGCCUCCUGCAGGACACUACCAUGAUUGAGUCCGCGCUGGACUUGGAUUCUUUAGAAGAGGCGUCGUCUAUAGGAAACAGCAGUCAAGCUGGCCUUAUUAGAUUAAGCGCGGUGUGAUCUUCCGUGAGAGAAGAGUUGCGGACAUGUUGUGACGUUACCACUUUUUUAAAGCACACAUUCUAACUUGGUGUUUAGCGCAUAAACUAUUAGAAUAAUUGACAGCCUCGGUUUUUGGACCAGAAGAAGAGAAUUCGCAAUAAAAGUAAUGCAAAUUAACUUACGUAUUACAUUUUAGACCACCAAUGUGUUACCUUCUUUCAAUUCAAUUCAGUGAGUGGUUUGUAUUUGUGACAAUACAAGUAAAGAGACUGACUGAGAGUUGUAUUGUCGUUUGAGCUAAACUGACACAUUCAACACAACUGAUCUUUCAUGGGAAAUAUUCAGUUCAUGUACUGAUCAAAGUAGACUACUUCCAGCAAUGAACAGGAAUUUGGAGUUUCGACGGUCCAGAAAUUGAGAGAUUAUUCAAUGUUGAAUAACAGAUACUGUUGCAACUGACUGUGAAAUGAUUGGUUUACUUCAAUCAAAUUACAAACUUUUGUUAAUUCACCUUGAAGGGAUCAUAAUAAGUCAUUUAUACUCGCUGUGCAAUGCGCUUUGUAAGUAUGCUACACGCAGUUGCAAACUUGGGAUAUAUUCCUUCUUCAAUUGGCUCAUCUAUAUUAAUUUUGCAUUUUUCCAGUUUGCCCAUGAGUAAGGGCUAGUACAAAAUGUUAACAAAGUUUAAAGAACAAAAUUUUUAUUCUGGUUUUAAGCGGGCUCUCUCAUGUAUGCUUAAAAGUAGGCUUCAAUUAUUUGUGUCCUAUUUUUAAACUAUCUAAUUUGUCCAUUACCCAGUUUUGUAAAUAUGAAUGCAUGUGUGUUCAAGAUUGUUACUUUGGAUUGAUGAAUCCUACCAGUAUUCAUACAGUUUUUCCAUCAAUUAUAGAUAUGUACACUUCUAUUGUUUACUGUUAUGUAUGUUGUAAAUGGUUAUUUGUAGCAUACCUAUUACGGACAUAAUAAAAUUAUUUGUUGGUAAUAA